GCUCCCGAAAUAAAUGCUCGCCAGAUAAAUAUAGAUAAGACGGGGUUGGAUAAGGUCACCGCUCCGGCCCUUCUCCACUCUUGGCGCCGGCGACCACCCUUAUCCUCUGCUUUCGCUUCCUCCUCCUCCUCCUGACGGCCGUUGCGAAAUAGGACCGGCGGAGGAGGGGAGAGAGCGAGCGUCAUGUCGUCGGCGGCGGCCGCUGACAGCGGCGGCGGAGGAGAGGCGAGUUGGAACAGGGAGGAGGAGAAAGCCUUCGAGAACGCUCUGGCGAUGGUGGUGCGGCCGGUGAAGACGGAGGAGGGGGAGGACGGGUGGUGGGAGCUGAUCACCGAGAGGGUACCGGGGAAGACGGUGGCUCAGGUGAGGCGGCAUUACGAGAUCCUCGUGGAGGAUGUGAAGGCGAUCGAGGCUGGCCGGGUCCCCAUUCCCCGCUACGUCGGAGAGGACUCGGCGGCGGCUUCCAAGGAGAAGGACCACCACCACGGAUUGGGCGGAGAUAGGAGAUUCGAGAUGGGAGGGCAGGGUAAGAGCCUGUCGAAGUCGGAACAGGAACGUCGGAAAGGCAUCCCCUGGACUGAAGAAGAGCACAGGCUAUUCCUGCUUGGCCUCAGCAAGUUUGGGAAGGGUGACUGGAGGAGCAUAUCCAGAAAUUUUGUCAUUUCAAGGACCCCGACCCAGGUCGCAAGCCAUGCUCAGAAGUACUUCAUCCGCUUAAAUUCCAUGAAUAGAGAUCGCCGGAGGUCGAGCAUCCACGACAUCACGAGUGUGAAUGGAGGAGAUGUGUCUUCUCCUCAGGGUGCCAUCACCGGUCAGGGCAAUGCAAACUCUGCAGCUGGAGGAUCAUCCAUGAAGCAUCCUUCGCAGCCAAAUAUGUCGACGGUGGGAAUGUUCGGCCCCUCGGUCGGGCAUCCCGUCGCUGCACAUAUGGUUUCUGCUGCUGGUGCUCGUGUCAUGCUUCCCCCACACCAUGCCCCUUAUGUUAUGCCAGUUGCUUAUCCGGUGCCUCCUCCCACAACAAUGCACCAGUAGGCUUCUGUUUUUAACUCGUACGUAGAUGCUUUGCUGCUUUCCUCUGUUUUUGUAGUACCAUGCAUGGGCUGAGUGAAAGAGAUGGAUUCACAUAACAGUUCCAUAAUGUGAUGCCAGAAUGGAGUUGACAGUGUCCUCAACUUUGAUUGGUGCAAUGGUUGGAUUAGCAACUGGUUGAAGAUAAAGUUUCUUUGAUAUAAAUAUGUAGUGUAAUUGGCACAAGGAUGCUGCCUUCUCUUCUGUGGUGCCAUCUGGUCCUCUGGCAAGACAUGUAACAAAUAACGUAAUACUGCCAUGUAGUGUUGCUGUGUGAAUACUUAUGUUCUUUUUUUUCUUUUUUUGGUAAGGAAUACUUAUGUUCUUUAGUGGCACAUGUAAUGUAUAUGGUACAUGGAGAUUCAUCGUUCUUUUUGGUUGUGUGCUUGUCCUUAAUUAAAUCAUGGAAGAGAUGGAAUUUUAUCUU
This is a messenger RNA of Elaeis guineensis (African oil palm), 1495 nucleotides long. RefSeq names its product transcription factor MYBS1. Gene Ontology annotation, molecular function: DNA binding. The record is from RefSeq and is a predicted model, not a curated record. Lineage: Eukaryota; Viridiplantae; Streptophyta; Magnoliopsida; Arecales; Arecaceae.